Molecule: messenger RNA, 2173 nt
Organism: Micropterus salmoides (largemouth bass)
Lineage: Eukaryota; Metazoa; Chordata; Actinopteri; Centrarchiformes; Centrarchidae
Product: N-acetyllactosaminide beta-1,3-N-acetylglucosaminyltransferase 2
Exons: 1
Coding region: 95-1447 (450 amino acids)
Cellular component (GO): membrane
Molecular function (GO): hexosyltransferase activity
Source: RefSeq, a predicted model, not a curated record
UAUAUAUUUUCUCUGUUAUGAUUACAAAAAUCUUUUCUCAUGUAAUAUUUUAUAUGUGUGUGCAGGUGAGAGUCCGAUUUGUACGCCGCGGGCAAUGGGCAAAUUCUGCAGGUGCUGCAAAUGCAACGGGAGACUGUUGUGCAUGUGCCUGCUGCCUUUCAUGAUGACCAGCCACCUUCUGAUUUAUAUCAUGGUGACCAUAUUCGUCACCAUCUCCUACACGCCUCCAAAAAUAAUCAUCCACUACAUUGCCCCAGGGAUUUCUGCCAACUCCUCUGCACUGGCCUCUCACCCACUUGGCCCUUUCUGGAACCUUCGUCUGGAGGACAGCGCGCUGUGGAACCAGUUGCAGCAUGCUUGGGACCGUCACCACAAUCCAAUACUGCGAGGAAACACAACUGGGAUAAUGAGGAAGCCAAAAGUUAAGCCUUUAUCAGAAAUAGAAGACGAAUGCCUUUCUGACUGCAUGUCACACAAGUGUUCAGUCCCUCGUGUGCAGGAUUUAAACAGCUUGCCAGAACAAAUGAGGGCAUUUAUCUGGUCAAUGCACUGCCGGGAGUAUCCGCUCCUCAUCAAUCAGCCUGGUAUGUGUAGGAGGAAAAAUAGCAGCUUUGGUCUGGAUUCUCCCAUGCUCAUCAUGGCCAUCAAAUCUCAAGUGGGGAACUUUGAAAACAGGCAGGCCAUCCGUGAAACCUGGGGACACAGUGGUCUGGUGAAGGGGGAAUCAAAUAAGGAAGGCAAAUUAGUGCGCACAGUGUUUCUGCUUGGAAGGCAGGACUCUGGUACAGGUCCUCACCCAGACCUCAAAAACCUCCUGGAGCUUGAGAACCAGAAAUACGCGGAUAUCCUACAGUGGGAUUUCAGAGACACUUUCUUUAACUUGACCCUAAAGGACUUGCUGUUCUGGCAUUGGCUCCAGCAAUACUGCCCCACUGCCACGUUUGUGUUCAAAGGGGAUGAUGAUGUCUUUGUCCGAACAGGUGCCCUUCUGGAUUACCUGCACAAGCAAUGGGAGGAGCACAACCUCUGGAAAGCCUAUACAAAUGAAACUGACAUGGAUUUGUUUGUGGGGGAUGUGAUCUAUAAUGCAAUGCCAAACCGUGAGCCGUCCGCUAAAUACUACAUACCAGAAAGUUUCUACAAAGGCGUGUACCCACCGUACGCAGGAGGAGGAGGGGUAGUGUACUCUGGCUCACUUGCAUUACGAUUAAAAGCGAUGUCUGAGAGGGUCCGCCUUUUCCCGAUAGACGAUGUGUAUCUGGGCAUGUGCCUGCACAGACUCGGGCUCACUCCAAGCCACCACCCGGGUUUUCUAACAUUUGAUCUCCCAUCGACAAACAGGGACAAUCCCUGCUCUUACAAAUCUGUUCUGCUUGUUCACAGACGGAGUCCCAAGGAGAUGCUGACACUGUGGAGGCAGCUCCAGAACAUGCCAGGUCAAUGCUGAGGCUCAUUUGCCUGCCAAAUAGGAUUUAUUAAGCACAGGAUGAAUGCUGCCACCACACUCAUUUGGAAAGCUCAGGCUACACACUGUGACUGCAUCUUCAUGUCAAGCAGGUGGUACUCUAUGAAGGUCACAUGCAGUGUACCUUUCCUCCGAAGAGUUACAUAAGACUGAGGAGGAGACUGAUCUACCUCGGGGGUACUUUGAUUAUGAAGGCAUUUAUUUGUGUUUUCUCUUGUUUAAAUCAUAUUUUCAGCAGUUCCAACUAAGAGUCCAUUUCAAAGUGUUUCACAUCAACUUUGCAGAAUAAUUAAAAUGCAACUGAUCCUGAUGAAAUUUAUACAUUUUCAUGCAUAUCUUUUGUAACUUCAGUAAUCAUUUAUAGCAAUGCUUGACUUUGACAGUGGUUAUCAUUUAGCCAGGAAGGGUGUAAUGUAUAGAAGAAUUAUGUUAUCUGAUUUUGGAACAAUUACAAGUUUUUUUAACUGCACAAUAUGUUGCUGAUUUUAAAAGGGGCCUUGGAUUUUACAAAAUCAACACUCACUCACUUUUUUCAUUCAUGGUUACAGAAGACAAAACACCACAAUGAUUGAUUUAAAAAAAUAUCUGAUGAGGAUUUGAAGUCAUGGCAAAUGUGAUUGUGACUUACUCUGGCAAUGUUAUCCAACUAUUUAUUGAAAGACUCUAAAUUGGAAGUGAUAGUGGUGUUACUGGAGGUCUGUUGCUGUC